This is a messenger RNA of Prunus armeniaca (apricot), 2079 nucleotides long. The record is from the annotation of a GenBank genome assembly. NCBI's taxonomy places the organism in Eukaryota, Viridiplantae, Streptophyta, Magnoliopsida, Rosales, Rosaceae.
AUGUCUUCUCCAAACACUCGUUCCAAGGGUUCUUCUUCUUCACGAUCUCAUGCAAACUCCACCCUUUUGCCCAGAAGAAUUUGGAUGAAAAUGUUCUCCAUCUUUUUGAGAACACACUCGUUCUGGGUCCUCAUUGGUUCGGCCAUGUUCAUGAGGAAAUGGCACUUCUAUUCAAAGAAUUUUACCAACAACACCUUCGACUUCUGCCUUGGUCCUAUGACUCCAACCUUGCUGGGCAUGGCUCAAAUCUUUGGGUUCAGACGUCAUGGAAGGCCUGUGGUCGUGGUUGGUGAUUACCACAGGAGGAAAAACCAAGAAAAAUUAGCCAAGCCAUUCACCAUCUCUCCUGCCAUAAUCAACCAUAACUGCACCUCCAAUUAUCUAAAGAAAUUCAGCACAGAGAAGGAUGGGGAUCAACAACACAUGUUGUUUCUUCUAUACUGGUUGAAUAGAUUCAAUCCACUGAACUUAUCUGCUCCUGGUGCAUUCUGGAUGAUCCAGAUCUGGAUGCAAGUGUACUUCCCAGAACUGAGGUUUUCGGAAGUUGUUCUACCUGAAGAUCAAGUUCUAGCGCUUCCUUUAAUGUCAGCAGAAGUGCCCAAGAGAUGGAUUGAAGAAUAUUUGAUGUUCUUUAGGCACUGCACCAAGAGGCUAUUUGAGAAGGAGCUAGAAGAAGAAGAAGCCAGAAUUGAAUUCAGGAAGAAGUUCCUAAGUGUGACACUACCUCGGGACCUGCCUUUUGGAGGUGGGAAGCCUCCCAAAUAUCGCUUGGGUGCAGAAGUGUAUCAUCCUAACUUCUAUGCCAGGCAGCUUGGUUGCCCUCAGCUCAUUCCGCUCAAGUGCUCGGUGAACAAGAUUAACAAUAGCGUGGAUGCUCUCUAUCCAUCUUGGGAGCCCAAUUCCUGCAGUUCUGCCGAGUUUGAUGCUUGGUGGAAGGCCAGGUUUGCUGAUCUGCCUGCUUCAAGUUUUGCCCCAAAGGUGCUCUUCGAUGGUUGGGACUCUUGGACUGUCUACGCAGGGGCAGAAGCCAAGCAAUUCAUGGUGCAGAUGAUGAAGGACAUCAAUGCGCAAGUGAUUGAAGAUCCCUCUAUGACAAAGAAUCUUAGGGGACAAGCUGUUCAGGCUGGAGAAGUGUUUGGUAAAAGGAAUAAGAGAAAGGAGGCUACCCCAACUCAGGACAGUGCUACCCAGUCUGAAAACUCAGCUGAAAGUCCCCCUUCGCCUAGUAGGUCAAAAAGACUUAGGAAGAGGGCUGUGGUGGAAUAUGUGGUUACAGAAGAACCUGCAACAGCUCCUACAACCACUUCUGGGACUGAUAAAGAGCUGCGAGAGGCUUUUGAAGCUGAAAUUCCUGUUGAAAUAAUAGCAGUGACCAUUGCCCUAGCCAAGCAACAACACGAAGCUCAAAGGAUAGAACCCACUAGUUUAGAACUGGCUCUAUUUGAUGAUGUGGAGGUUGAACAUUCUGCUAUUGUUCCAGAGCAUGAAGUGGAGGCAGAACACUCCGUUGCUAUCCCUGUUCCUAAGGUAGAAGAGGACAGAACUGUUAGGACUUUCGUUGUAGUGACCAGCCCUUUCAAACCUCCUACUGUGGCUUAUGGAACUUUUCUUAGCUCCUCGACCACUGCCUCCUUUGCCGAUCCAGAAUUGGCAAAGUUUGAAGCUAUGGAUCUAGAUGCUCAGCUGGACAAGCUAGAGAAACUUAGCUCCACUCCUGGCAAAGCUAAGUCCAAAGCAUUGGAUAAGGUAGUGGACAGAGUGAGAAUCUGGCAGUCAACUGAGCUGGACUUAGAUGAGAACAAGGAGAACAUGGCUCCCAGGCCUAUCCUUAAGAUCAAUUUGGGCCUAGCAAGAGAUGUGCUCAACCUCCAUAACCACUAUGAAGAUCUCAAGCCCUCCGUCAAUGCCUCUGAAUUCUACAGGGCUACUCAUGAAGACAACUUGGCUGAUUAUAAAAAACAGAAGGCAAAAUUGGAUGUUCUGGUUGCUGACUACAAGGAGACCAAGUCCACUAUUGAAAAGCUAGAAAAACACAUCGAGGAACUCCAGAAGCAGCUGGCUGGGUUAAGGGAGAAGUAG